Messenger RNA from Peronospora matthiolae, 216 nucleotides. The record is from the annotation of a GenBank genome assembly. NCBI's taxonomy places the organism in Eukaryota, Oomycota, Peronosporomycetes, Peronosporales, Peronosporaceae.
AUGGACCACCGACAAAAAGGACCAGCAGAGUCCGAGAAAGUUUUGGAAUCGCACAUGCAGAACGGGCUACGUCGGGUGAGCCACCCACGCAGACAGCGAGUGGUAGACCGGGAGGCGUCGACUGGUUUGACUUCGGCUGUCGUUGGGUGGCAUGAUGGGAAUUCGUUUGGUGAAGAAGUUGUACGACUGUUGGGGAUGAAGUUUCUGGAAGAGUGA